Molecule: messenger RNA, 1008 nt
Organism: Pseudopipra pipra
Lineage: Eukaryota; Metazoa; Chordata; Aves; Passeriformes; Pipridae
Product: ovomucoid-like
Exons: 4
Coding region: 193-441 (82 amino acids)
Molecular function (GO): protein binding; serine-type endopeptidase inhibitor activity
Source: RefSeq, a predicted model, not a curated record
ACACUACACGGGCAACACCUUCUUCUAAUUAUGUUCUGUGUGAGAGGAUUUCAUCACCAGGGUUCCUGCACCUUGUGCGUGUGUAUAUAAAUAUCUGCUCCCACAGACACAUGGACACACACUGGAGCUAAACGUGCUGGAAUACUUGAAGGGCAGACCGGCUGUGGAACAGGUCAAGAACCCCUGUUGGCCAUGAAGACAACAGGAGUCUUUGUGCUCCUCGCUCUGGCAGUUCUUUGCUUGGCAAAUGCUGACAAAGAGAACGAAGUGGACUGCAGUGAAUACAGGAGAUUAGAGAGAGGAAAACCCAUUUACUGCGAAAGGCUCUAUCAACCCUUCUGCGGCUCUGAUGGAAAAACAUAUAACAACAAAUGUUCUUUCUGCAAAGCAGUCCUGAGAAGUAGAGGUGCCUUACGCGUGAAGCAAGCAGGGGUCUGCUGAAGGAGCUCUGCAUGACAGAGGAGUGCUGAGAACAGCUUCACACUGCCCUACCACAGUCUCUUAAUUGGAUUUCAUUCAUCCUGUCUGUGCUGAUGGUGGCAAACAAAGCAUAAAGUCUGUUUUUCACCUGUGUUCUCUCAUUUGCUGCUUUGCUCCACUCCAAAGUGCUGGGAUCGACACUUCUGUCCUCCCUGAAAAGCACUUCCUUGGGAUUCUCAGGAGCAUUCCUGUUCCUGUAGCAGGAAAGUUGAUUUUACAUGAGCCUUUCAUUAUACAUUGGUCUACAAAGUUAAAGUUCAAAUCUUCUGACGAUGCCACCCAAUCUGAGUGGACACAAGUCAGUGCAGGCAUGGCCUCUCUUCCCCUUGUUGAUAAAGUGUUUUCUUCCAUUUAUCCAGAAAUUUUAGCAGAUACCUUUUUCCAAAGGUUUCAGCUUUCUUAGGUAGUGCUUUGACUCUUCCAGUUUUGUAGGUAAAUUUUAAAUGCUUAUUUUUCCUUUGUGCAAUUCUGAUUCAUUUAUGUUGUUUAGCAUGUUUAUUAAAAUAAACAUUAACUCUUUCGCUUUUG